Messenger RNA from Daldinia caldariorum, 2705 nucleotides. Its product is annotated as NLI interacting factor-like phosphatase-domain-containing protein. NCBI's taxonomy places the organism in Eukaryota, Fungi, Ascomycota, Sordariomycetes, Xylariales, Hypoxylaceae. Bases 659 to 2227 code for a protein of 522 amino acids. The record is from RefSeq and is a predicted model, not a curated record. Gene Ontology annotation, molecular function: protein serine/threonine phosphatase activity. The transcript is spliced from 3 exons.
ACUUGCCCUACUUACUUCCCCUAAUCUUCAAGAAGUGAGGCUUCUAAUAAAGCUCUCUUUAGACCAAAUAAAGACUUGCACUCUGUAACAUCAGCAACAUUUCGCGACUUGCAUAUUUCUUGAAUCUGUCCAACAGCAGCGACAAAGCUUGUUAAAACCACCUUGCCAUACCAUACCAUACGCUUAUUCUUAUUAUACCACUAUCUUAUUAUACCACUAGCAGGAAUGAAAUAUUUGGAAAACGCAAGUAGAUUCCACCAUCACUAUUGCGCGUAGCUUUCGGCGAUCCUAUUCCAACCGAGGUUUGAAAAGGGAAAACCAAAAAAAAGAGUUUUUUUUUAUUUUUUAUUCUUUUUAUUUUUAUUUUUAUUUUUUUUUUUUGUACAAUACAUCGCCAAAUUUCUAGAUCAUACAAAACCAAACCCAUACAGAACAAUUCGUUCACCAGCCUCAGCACGGGAGCAAACGCGACUCGGGUAAUUCAACCCGUCCUGGAACCGACCUUGAAUUAGAAUUGUCUUGUUUCUUUUUUUUCUCCAACCUUCCCCCGUCGCCCUCCACCAAAUAUUUUUAACCGUCAAUAAUAAUUCUCGCGAAUCUUGUGCUUGUUAUCUAGCGGGCAUAAUCGGUUCUUCAUGGCUUGCAGGUCGACCGGAAGAUGAACUCCCUCAAUAUAAUAUCCGCGCGCGUCUCCCCGACCUCGAGUCCCGCCCCUUCGCGAUCAAACUCCCUAAGUCAUAUAGGCUUGGCUGUCGCUCAGUCUGAUGACAACCCAACGCCCCCCGAGGAAACAUCGCCUAGCGAGAACCGCGCACCUAAUACCCAACCAAACGAUGGCACAUAUAACAGGGACGGCGACGUAACCAAUUUUCUCAGCGUAGACGAGAAGACUCCAUUGUUAGAUAAAAGCGAUGUUAAGGAGGCGAAUAUCCGUUAUUAUGCGUGGCACGUUAUCCCGGGGCGCAUAGCAAAUAACGUCAUAAAUUCUAUCCGUUUGGUUCUGUCUACUAUCGCCGCACCUGGAGUUUACCUUGUUGCUUGCUUCUAUGACGAACGAGGGAACUUCGCUCCCUUGCGACAAUUCGGAACACUUUUUGGUAUCUACGACGGCGACGCGCGCAAACUAGCAGCUGACUACCACGAGAGCGUCGCGCUCAAUGAAGAGAAGCAAGUCUCUUCUAAACGUUCUCAUCAAGGGUUACGAGGAAAGCAUGCUUUCGCGGCCUCCCGGCCGACGCCCUCUUCGGGGACGUCAUCCUCUGGUCUAUCGUCGGAAUCGGAAUCGGAUAUGGUUAGCAGAAAUCAAGGUGUCCGCCGUAGCUCCGCUUCUUCCGGUCGCCAUGCACGGUCUAAGUCUCUCGAUCCCCCCGAAGAAGGUUCGUCGACAAGGAGAUCGAUAAGAAUUAAGUUGAACAACGACGAGGCUAUGCGGCAGCGAAAACACAGGAAGGCUCAGUCUACAAGUACUAGUGGUAGCACCAACAGCGGCGAUACCUCAACAGAUUUGUCGGCUCAACUGAAGUCCCCUACGUCGCCUAUCGGUGGUUUGACAAAGUACCCCAAAACUCCUGCUCCUCCUAGACCGUUAAUUCCUCGUCGGCAACCUUCUUACGUUCCCUACGAACCUCUCGACCCGAAACAACUGAAAACACUGAUAUUGGAUCUUGACGAGACUCUGAUACACAGCAUGUCGAAAGGAGGCCGAAUGGGCUCGGGGCACAUGGUUGAAGUGCGGCUCAAUACAACGUAUGUCGGAAACGGAGGCCAGCAGGCCCUAGGACCUCAACAUCCUAUCCUGUACUAUGUUCAUAAGCGGCCGCACUGCGACGAGUUUCUUCGAAAGGUUUGCAAAUGGUUCAAUCUCGUUGUAUUCACUGCUUCGGUACAGGAAUACGCCGACCCCGUUAUCGACUGGCUGGAAUCGGAGAGGAAGUUCUUUUCUGGGAGAUACUACCGACAGCAUUGCACAUUCAGGCACGGCGCAUUUAUUAAGGAUCUGAGCUCAAUAGAACCAGACCUGAGCAAAGUCAUGAUACUGGACAAUAGUCCUUUAAGCUACAUGUUCCACCAAGAUAAUGCGAUUCCCAUCCAAGGCUGGAUCAGUGACCCUACGGAUAACGAUUUAUUGCACCUGGUGCCUCUCCUAGAGGGAUUGCAGUACGUUUCUGAUGUUAGAGCUUUACUUGCAUUGCGGGGCGGAGAAGACGGACAGCAUAUGAUGACGUGAAGACAACGAAAUCAAAAAGAAAAAAGAAAAAAAACUUUUUGAAAGGCAAAAGAACAUAGCGGGUGUUAAUUGGUAUUGGUGGGAGAAGGACUCGUUAUACCGAGUUAGCAUUCCAAGGAGCUCUAUUUUUACACACCAUUACAUGCUUCGUUGUACAGGUCUACGUUACUUACGUUAUGGCGUUAAUAUAAUAUUGUGUAUUGUACGUACUUUUUUUGUCAAUGGGAGCGGAAGCGGUAAACUGCGGAAGAGGUUGGGGUCCUGCAGCAAGGUAAACCGUGAGAACACUUGAAGCGUACGAGAGAGACGUAUCUUAAGUCCGAUGCAGUUAUAACGAUACAGUCGUCAGCGGGGAAAUGAUGAAAAGGUGAAAAGGGAAGUAAAUGCCAGUUGUUAUUCAAAAAUUGGGACUUUACCUUGUUUUGCAAAAUGGGGGUAUUCGUACAAUUUCACAUCGUCAUCAUUUCGUGAGCUACCA